AUGCGUAAGGAUCUGGGGGUCACCCCUUUUGGGGAAGGGGAUCUUCUAGCUAUUGAUCCUUCCCAAGCGGUCUCUAAGGAGCCUAGCAUUCUUCCUUCUAUGCCUUCAGUAAUUUUGGGGGUAGCCCCUUCUAUUCCUCCAAGGCUGACUUCAACUCUUACUGCGAUUCAUGAGAGUUCUCUUAUGUCCAAUGCUUCUCUGAUUGCCACCAAGAUAUUGAACAUUAUAUCUCGGGCAGACAUACUCAAGUUUGCAACAUUCAGUGCUAAUGAUGAGGUCGCAGAUGAUCUUCAAUAUCUUGCUACUAUAUGA
Messenger RNA from Ilex paraguariensis (yerba mate), 312 nucleotides. The record is from the annotation of a GenBank genome assembly. NCBI's taxonomy places the organism in Eukaryota, Viridiplantae, Streptophyta, Magnoliopsida, Aquifoliales, Aquifoliaceae.